This is a messenger RNA of Danaus plexippus (monarch butterfly), 746 nucleotides long. RefSeq names its product large ribosomal subunit protein uL5 (gene RpL11). Gene Ontology annotation, molecular function: structural constituent of ribosome; RNA binding. The transcript is spliced from 5 exons. The coding region runs from base 133 to 717 and encodes 194 amino acids. The record is from RefSeq and is a predicted model, not a curated record. Gene Ontology annotation, biological process: translation. Gene Ontology annotation, cellular component: cytosolic large ribosomal subunit; ribosome. Lineage: Eukaryota; Metazoa; Arthropoda; Insecta; Lepidoptera; Nymphalidae.
AUAUUUUUGUUAUUAUUAAAUAACAUUGUAUUUUGUCUAUGUUACAUAAAUAACAUAGAAUACGUAUCAACUGUCAGUUGGAGUUUAUGGUUACCGAAAUUGACAUUUUAGUUCUUUCAAAAAAUUGUAAUCAUGGCGCGUGUACCACCGCCUGCACUCAAGAGGGACAAGAAAGAGAAGAAGCCCCCUAAAGAUAACUCCAAAAAUGUUAUGCGAAACUUGCAUAUCAGGAAAUUAUGCUUGAACAUCUGUGUUGGUGAAUCUGGUGACAGAUUGACACGUGCUGCUAAGGUGUUGGAACAGUUGACCGGCCAACAACCCGUCUUCUCCAAGGCCCGCUACACUGUUAGGUCUUUUGGUAUUCGUCGUAAUGAAAAGAUUGCUGUCCACUGCACUGUGAGAGGUGCCAAAGCUGAGGAAAUCCUCGAAAGAGGAUUGAAAGUCAGAGAAUACGAGUUGAGACGUGACAACUUCUCAGCCACUGGCAACUUUGGUUUUGGUAUCCAAGAACACAUUGAUCUUGGUAUCAAAUAUGAUCCAUCCAUUGGUAUCUAUGGUUUGGACUUCUACGUCGUCCUCGGAAGACCAGGAUUCAAUGUAGCACACAGAAGACGUAAGACUGGCAAGGUUGGUUUCCCUCACCGUUUGACAAAGGAGGAUGCCAUGAAGUGGUUCCAACAGAAAUAUGAUGGUAUCAUCCUAAACAGCAAAAAGUAAAAUAAGUAAUAAAAGUUUAUAAAUACAUA